AUGCCCCAUCCCACCACAACCGACCUCCUCAUCAUCGGCGCCGGCCCAGCAGGCCUCAUGGCCGCCGCCUGGGCCACACAAUACGACAUGACGACGCGCAUCAUCGACAAACGACCGGGCCGCACACCCACGGGCCACGCGGACGGAUUACAAAGUCGGAGUUUGGAGAUCUUGGAGAGUUUUGGGAUGGUGGAUGCGAUUUUACGGAGGGGGGUGGCGCAUGCGGAGAUGUGUUUUUGGGGCAGGAAUAAAGAAUCCGCGGGCAUUGAGAGGGAGAAGAGGAGUCGGGCGAGGCUGAAAGACGGGGAGAGGUUUGGGAUGGUGUUGUUGAAUCAGGGGUUGGUGGAGCAGGCGUUUUUGGAUCAUUUGGGGGAGGUGAAGGUGGAGUAUGGGAAACGGGCGGAGAGGUUGGUGUUUUUGGAGAAUGAGGAGUAUCCGGUUGAGGUUGGGGUGAGGAAAGAUUGGACGGAUGGGGCCGAUGGUGUCUGUGAUGAUUUGGAGAUCAUUCGGGCACGAUAUAUUAUCGGUUGCGACGGUGCACAUAGCUGGACGCGAGAGCAGUUGAAGGUGCCGGUUCGUGCCGGCUCGGGGGAUUCCACGUGGGGGGUGAUUGAUAUUGCGCCCAUUAGUGAUUUUCCGGACAUUCGUCAAUCCUGCGCCAUACAUUCCGGAGACUAUGGGAGUAUCAUGACCGCGCCCAGGGAGAACCGGCUGGUCCGGUUUUAUACCUAUCCAAAAGGCGAUGGAAAACUGAAUGUCGAGGGAAGAGAUCAGUCGGAAGUUUCUCGGGAUGAUUUGGUCGAAGCCAUACAGAAGGCGAUGCGGCCGUACAAACUGACGUAUAAGCACUGCGACUGGUGGUCGAUUUACAAGAUAGGCCAGCGUUUGGUUGAAACAUAUAGACCCCAUGAUAGAGUUUUCCUUGCUGGCGAUGCAGCACACACCCACUCCCCCAAGGCGGGACAAGGGAUGAACGUAUCGAUGCAAGAUACAUACAACCUGGUAUGGAAGCUAGGAUCCGUCAUCACCGGGACAGCUGCGCCGAGGAUCUUGGACACCUAUAACUUAGAACGACGGCCCGUUGGCGAGAAGCUGCUGAGGCUGGACACCGAGCUGGUCGAAGCAUACGAGCAAGACACGACCACCACCGAAGGAGUCGAGCGGGUCCGGAACCAGUACGUCGAUUUCAUGACGGGCGUAGGCAUCGCCUAUGGCCCGAAUGAUCUGAUUUCUGGCAAAAGUGGCGAGGGAUCUGUAGCCCGGAAUAUCAGAGUGGGAGUGCGUCUGGCAUCCUAUCCUGUUGUAGCCCAGGCCGACGGGGUGUGUAUGCAGCUGGCGGGGAGAUUCACCAGCAAUGGAGCUUGGAGGCUGUUGGUGUUUCCUGGUGACUUGCGUGGAUCGCGGAACUGGGGCCGUCUCUGUGACUUUGCGGCCAGAUUCAACAAGCAGCCUCAUCUGUCAUCGUUGCACACGGAUCAGAGAUUCGGCAGGUGUCGUUGUCUCGAGAGCAUUUUGGUGCAUGCCAGCCCGAGAGCAUCGAUCAAUCUCUUGGAUCUUCCGGAUAUGUUUCACCCGUUCGAUGAAACAUGGGGCUGGGAUUACUCGAGGGUCUUUGCUGAUGAUGGAUCGGACGGUGAUGAUUUGGGCCACACAUAUGACAGAUAUGGUAUCCAACAAAAAUUUGGGGCAUUGGUACUCUGUCGUCCAGAUCAGCAUGUGGCGUGGAUGGGUAGCCUGGAGGAGGUAGAAGCACUAGAAGAGUACUUUGCUCGAAUACGCUAA
This is a messenger RNA of Aspergillus ibericus CBS 121593, 1782 nucleotides long. RefSeq lists its product as uncharacterized. The coding region runs from base 1 to 1782 and encodes 593 amino acids. The record is from RefSeq and is a predicted model, not a curated record. Gene Ontology annotation, molecular function: FAD binding. NCBI's taxonomy places the organism in Eukaryota, Fungi, Ascomycota, Eurotiomycetes, Eurotiales, Aspergillaceae. The transcript has 6 exons.